Messenger RNA from Melanotaenia boesemani (Boeseman's rainbowfish), 1283 nucleotides. Its product is annotated as carbonyl reductase [NADPH] 1-like. Lineage: Eukaryota; Metazoa; Chordata; Actinopteri; Atheriniformes; Melanotaeniidae. The transcript is spliced from 7 exons. Gene Ontology annotation, molecular function: carbonyl reductase (NADPH) activity. The record is from RefSeq and is a predicted model, not a curated record. The coding region runs from base 135 to 962 and encodes 275 amino acids.
GCCUCGCUUUCCUGUUAACGCCUUCCAUUAGCUUGUUUCGGUUUUGUGUCCUCCUGUUUGGUGGUGCAUACAGAUCCUCAGCGACUCGCUCUUGUUUUGCAGCGUCAUCCAGCAACUCAAACCCAUUCUCAGACAUGUCACCCAGGGUUGCCGUGGUAACGGGCGGAAACAAGGGCAUCGGUCUGGCCAUCGUCCGAGCGCUAUGCAAGCAGUUCGAAGGGGAUGUUUACCUCACUGCCAGAGAUGUUGAUCGAGGUCAGGCGGCUGUGGAGUCUCUGGCCUCAGAAGGUCUGAAGGCUUUGCUUCACCAGCUGGACAUCAAUGACAUAAACAGCAUCAUCAGUGCUGCUGCUUUCUUCAAAGAGAAGUAUGGAGGUGUGGAUGUCCUCAUUAAUAAUGCAGCGAUCGCAUUCAAAGUGGCAGACACAACUCCAUUCGCUGUCCAGGCAGAGGUGACCCUCAAGACUAAUUUCUUUGCCACCAGAGACAUGUUGACCCACUUCAUGCCGCUCAUAAAAGCUGGAGGUCGUGUGGUAAACGUCUCAAGCUUUGUCGGCUGCCGUACUGUGAACCAGUUCAGCCAGGCUCUCAAGCAGCGUUUCCGGAGCGAGGAUAUCACGGAGGACGAGCUGGUGGGACUGAUGCAGAGAUUUGUUGACGGGGCCAAAAAAGACAAACACAAGGAAGACGGCUGGGCUGAUACGGCGUACGGCGUGUCUAAAGCUGGACUGACGACGCUGUCUUACAUCCUGGCUCGUCGUCUGUCUAAAGAGAGACCAAACGACGGGAUCUUGCUGAAUGCCUGCUGUCCAGGAUGGGUGCGCACCGACAUGGCUGGUCCAAAAGCCCCCAAGUCACCAGACGAGGGCGCUGAGACUCCGGUUUACCUGGCCCUGCUGCCACCUGGAGCCACAGAGCCUCACGGAAAGUUUGUCUCUGAGAAACAAGUUCAGCCUUGGUGAAAUGUUACAGUCAGAUGAAUACGUGAUGAAGUUACAAACCAUGGCAGUUUUAAGGAGUGAGUUUACCACUUGCUUAUGUAAUCCAAAAUUAUUCAAAUUAGUCAAGGAAACACUAACGUGGUAUUGUGUGUUUGCUCCUGCUGGUUUAAAUACAGCAUUGUGUAAAUGAAUAUAGGAAGCAUCAACUAAGUGCAUUUUUUUUAAAGUUUCACUUUGCCUUCUGUAUUUGUUACAUUUUUUUUAUGCUUUACAUGAAAGAGGUCAACUAGCCUUAACUCAAAAAAGGUAACUGCUCUGAAAUCAAUAAACUUUUUUUCUGCA